This is a messenger RNA of Harmonia axyridis, 446 nucleotides long. Its product is annotated as 60S ribosomal protein L28-like. Gene Ontology annotation, molecular function: structural constituent of ribosome. Lineage: Eukaryota; Metazoa; Arthropoda; Insecta; Coleoptera; Coccinellidae. Gene Ontology annotation, biological process: translation. The record is from RefSeq and is a predicted model, not a curated record. Bases 27 to 446 code for a protein of 139 amino acids. The transcript has a single exon. Gene Ontology annotation, cellular component: cytosolic large ribosomal subunit; ribosome.
AUGUUGACGAAUAAAAGUCGGGCAAAAUGUCGUCCCAUUUAGUUUGGAGUAUUAUCAGGAAUAAUAAUGCCUUUUCAUUGAAGAAGAGGAAUAUCAGCAAACCCUUCAGUAAAGAACCUAGCAACCUCACCAACUUGAACUCCUACAGGUAUAAUGGAAUUGUCCACAAAGAGACAGUUGAUAUUGUUGAUGGACCUGACAAGAAAGGAUUCACCGUAGUCUGUCAGAGACCUAAGAAACAAAAUAAGCCUAAAGAGAGGACAAUCAAAACAACCUUCAAAUCUGGACCAAGAAGGUCUCUCUACAAACUCAAGAAGCUCUUGAAGAGUGAUCGUUACCGUACUGAUCUGACUAAGGUAGCAUUGCGUAGGGCUAGUGCUGUCUUGAGGUCACAAAAACCCAGGAGAGGAAAGCAACCUCAAAAAGUUGUUGAGGAAUACAAGUGA